AUGUUGGUGUGGCUUUCCUUGCAGGUGAUUGCCCUUGUGAUGGAUUCCUUCACAGACAUUGAGAUCUUCGGUGACCUUCAGGAUGCCUAUAAAAACCGCCAAGUCCCUGUCUACAUCCUUCUUGACCAGGACUUUGUACCCCAUUUCUUGGAAAUGUGCAACAAUCUGGGAGUUUGUCCUGAGCAGGAAAGUAUGAUGAGAGUUCGAACUGUCACAGGGAGCACGUACUGCAUGAGGUCAGGUGCCAAAAUUGUCGGGAAAGCCAAGGAGAAGUUCAUGUUAAUUGAUGGCAUUAGAGUGGCAACAGGCUCCUACAGUUUCACAUGGUCUGACGGGAAGCUGAACAGCAGCAACUUGCUGGUGUUGUCAGGUCAAGUGGUUGAACACUUUGACCUCCAGUUCAGGAUUCUUUAUGCCCAGUCACUACCCAUCAGCCCAAAGCAACCGUCCAGCUGCAGGAACAGUGGCAUGUUUGAUCACCUGCUGACCAGAACAGAAUCCUCUAAAGAAUAUACUGUGGAAGGCAACUUGAGAGCAGAAUUUGCCAGACUGUCUAGCACUCCAAAGAAAUUGCUGGAAAAAGCAGAUCAAACUGAAUAUACUCCUGCAGGAAAGCUUGGUAACCUGCGGCUUUCUUGCCUGUGUGAAGAGGAGUGUGACAAUCAAGUAGCCACAGUGGAACAGAGAAGUGCAUCAACUCAAACCGGCCCGUGGGAAGAGAUGGCAACUGUGACAAAAUGUAAUGCAGCCACUCAGGCCAGCGCUGCCACAACAGACAACAGCACUCAGGCUUCUGUCACGGCCAGAGUGACAGGCACUCAGACAUCCAUUUUGCUGAAGACUGCAGUGACACAGACAAAGGAAGAGAAUGGCACAGAAACACCCCUCCUUCCCAGAAAGUUCUCAAAAGAAGAGUAUUUUCUGUCUGGAAAGGCCGUAUCCAGUUCUAGCCUGCACUCGUUGUCUUCAUCAUCAUCCCAGCGCUCUCUUGCAAGCUCUGCAGGCUCAAUAUCCUCCCUCCGGUCCUUUGACUAUUCCAGUAGUCACAGGGCACAAUAUUUCCAAAAACUGCACAAAGAGAGGCAAUUCCACUACUCCACAAUCAGGUCGAAGCUGAGCCACAUGGUGGAUAUCCUGUCCCGGCGGGGCCGUGUCCCUGCCAGCUACAUGAGCCAGUACCCCGGCAGCUGCAGCCUCAGGCAGAGGCGCGACAUCAGCGCCAGCCUGCGCAGCCUCCGCGACGCCUCGCUCUUUUCCCUGAGAAAAUGAUUCCUGCCCUCACCACACAACACAAACCCCAGUCUCAAGCUGCUGUCACUUUGUCCCUAAAGAUUCUUCCAUUUCUGUCCAGCACUUUUACUUCUUUGAUACUUUUUUAACACA
Molecule: messenger RNA, 1383 nt
Organism: Lonchura striata (white-rumped munia)
Lineage: Eukaryota; Metazoa; Chordata; Aves; Passeriformes; Estrildidae
Source: RefSeq, a predicted model, not a curated record